UGGCGCGGAAACGCGAACUUCCGGCAAUGAUGUGGAUGAGUGGCACAUCUACCAUACUUUAGGUUGGCCAAGAGUAGGAGACUGGAAGAUGAUUUGAGGCUCUUGAGAUGUCAUUUCCUGUCAUGCAAAAGAUCUAGCCUGCACUGGGUGACUUGUCCUAGAUUGACAGCAGCAAGGCGCAGAAAUUAUCCAUUGCUCUACAGGAGAGGGGUCACGUCUCCGCUGACCCUUGUUCCUUUUGAGGCCUCAUCAAGGGUCGUGUUGGAAUAGCAGGGGCUAUGCGGGCCUUUUUGGAGACCGUUGGCAAUCGAUCUAUUACUGUCACUCGGCGAAUCGCGUGCCUGCCAGUGAGUCGCUUGCAAAGUUGUCUCGGAUACGCGCAUAUGGAAAUGCUGAAGGAAGCUGAAGGCGGCAUGGUGAGCGCUUCGGGCUUCCAUGCGGAGGCCGUUGAUGAGCAGCUCUGCUCGCUUGCAGAAUUCUGGAUCGUGCGCCGUUGCAACGCGCUAGCAAGCCGAUGGUCAGACGCAUGUGUGCAUGUGCUGGGGAGAUCCACCUCGAAAAGGGUUCACCCGAGACAUCUUCGAUGCGAUUGUCCGGGCUAGGGCUGUGCGAUCGGGUACCGCCAAUCGUUUGUCCGCGCAGAACGAAGGGACAACUAUGCCCAUCGUUCGUCCUAUCCGUACCACAGCAAGGUAGACCUAGCAGCAGCUUGGCGAAGAGGGACGACGGCGUUCAAGACCGCUAGCACUUGAAAUGCGGCGUGUCCGGCUCAACCCUACAAUCUUGGUAGUAGCGUUAGUGGCCUUUUGAGUG
Molecule: messenger RNA, 813 nt
Organism: Baudoinia panamericana UAMH 10762
Lineage: Eukaryota; Fungi; Ascomycota; Dothideomycetes; Mycosphaerellales; Teratosphaeriaceae
Exons: 2
Coding region: 279-602 (107 amino acids)
Source: RefSeq, a predicted model, not a curated record